Molecule: messenger RNA, 477 nt
Organism: Morchella sextelata
Lineage: Eukaryota; Fungi; Ascomycota; Pezizomycetes; Pezizales; Morchellaceae
Exons: 2
Coding region: 1-477 (158 amino acids)
Source: RefSeq, a predicted model, not a curated record
AUGAACCAAACAGAAAACAUAAACAUCACCUCAACCCACACUCCUACAGCCGCGAAGCCGACGCUGAGCACAAGCGACAUUAUCACUCUAGUUGUCGGCAUUGUUGGUAUUGCCAUCGCCCUCGUCGCUGUUGCUCUUCAGAUCUGGGAAUGCUAUGGUAGAAGAAUGAAGGGUCUCGACAGGCUCCAGAACCAGAAUCAGAACCCAUCUCUGGAUUCCGCCGAAACCAACCAAUUACAAACACUUCCUGGCCAACAACCAUUGCCUACACCACCGCCAUCUGCUCAUACUCAUGGGCCGUGUUCUUCCCACACCACAUAUACACCUUGUCCACGCACUCCUACCACUCUCAGCUCUUUUCAUACCCAGGAUAUACCAAUAGUGGACCAGAUAUGCGAUUACCGCGAGGAACGAGCAGGAGCGACGUGUGCAGUGCUUACUACUCCUACUCGUCAAAAAAUGAAGUCUAUAGAUUAA